Molecule: messenger RNA, 1410 nt
Organism: Alternaria atra
Lineage: Eukaryota; Fungi; Ascomycota; Dothideomycetes; Pleosporales; Pleosporaceae
Exons: 5
Coding region: 1-1410 (469 amino acids)
Source: RefSeq, a predicted model, not a curated record
AUGUCUCGCCUCCAGGGUCCAUCGACUGCGACGGCAUUCAACUCUCUACCUAUAGAACUCAACAAGGCCAUCGGCCACGAGCUCGAAGAUGACAAGGACAUCGCGAUAUAUCGCUUAGUUUGCCACGCUACCAACGAUGCCAUCGACGCCGACAGGCUUUCCUUCUGGCGCGCCAAGUACCGCGAGAAGUAUGACUUCAAGGAUUGCCUUACCAACCUUCAGUUGCGACGCAUCUAUCAGCGUCGCUCGAAGCAGCUCAGACGCGGCAUCAAUUAUCCCUUCUUCCAUGGUGAUCGUCAGGGGGAGAGGCAGGUAGUGAACAUGCUCAAAGACAUGAUAGUCGAAUCAUUCCAGGGGGCUACCCAGGUUGAUGAACAUGGCCGUCUUCGCUGCAAGAAUUACGCCCACAUCCUGAACUUCAUUCUCAAAUCCCGUCUCCUCAACAACGACCGACGUGCCCCUAACGCCCCACCCGCCGUGUUGAUGCACAUCAACGACGGACUUGCCGCUGUGAAGCUCGUGUGCUCUCAGUUUGUCUUCAACCUCGAAGGCUUGGAACACAACGUCUUUGCUUUUGAGGAGUCACAGCACGCUGUCUACCUCUCUGCCGCUGCUGCUCCGCUCUUCACCAAAGAUCAUACGAAGUUGAAUCUCGGGUGGAUGCUACACGCCAUGAACUUCUUCCGCCACCACAUGAUGAACAAAAAUGCCCGGACACUCUUCGACAAGAUCGAAGAGCUAGACGCCACCCAGAAGCCUUCAGCCUGGCGAGAACAGCUUGAAAAUGGAGCUCAACCACUGAGUAGAUAUUGGAAGGGCACAUACUCUUUCCUUGACAACUCUGAAGUUCAGAAGCUGCGACGACAAGGACCAGGAAAGCAAGUGUACAUUGACAAGAAUGUCGAUGAAGGCAAGAUCCAGUCCCUUGAGCUCGCUUUCGCACAAGACAGCGUCCUAACCGAUGGCCGCCAGCUGCCAUGGCCACCCGUUUUUGAAGACCGUCUUCACUCGCUCGAGAACGACACCACAGAGCAAGGUAUCAAGACCCAGGGUCGAAGUGCCGCUAAACCCACCACAUCCAGCAUUCAGUUCGAGGGCAAGGGUGAGGACCUUGAGGACAAAUACAUGGCUCUGGGAUGGCUUAACACACUGCCCCCACAAGGUGGCAUCCCUGGUUGGCAGCGCAUAACCUUCAUGAAGCACUUCACACAAGACUACGAUCAUCCAAACGAGGAUAACCUUUGGGCAUAUGAGGGCGUUGUUUUGCCUGGUGGUCGGAUCAUCCUGGGUCGAUGGUGGUUUGCCUCGGAGCAGGGUCAUCCUAGCCUGGAGUACAACGGCCCUUUCAUCUUAUGGGCGAUUGAUGAACCUGACCUGGAGGAUGACGGCAGCGACGAUGAAAGUCACUGA